This is a messenger RNA of Melospiza georgiana, 1160 nucleotides long. RefSeq names its product centromere protein Q (gene CENPQ). NCBI's taxonomy places the organism in Eukaryota, Metazoa, Chordata, Aves, Passeriformes, Passerellidae. Bases 177 to 1025 code for a protein of 282 amino acids. The record is from RefSeq and is a predicted model, not a curated record. The transcript is spliced from 9 exons.
UGCUUGUUUUAGGGCUUAUUUAGCUGGUGUGGAGUUUGUUUACCUGGCAUGUGGUUUAUUUACCUGUUUUAGGCCUCAGUAACCCUGCCGGAGCUUAUUUGUCUGCUGCCAAUUUCGAUACUUGCCUGGCGAGAAGUGACAGGACCUGAGUGAGGAGAGAGUAGCCAGAGGGGACAAUGAAACCCUGCCACACACCUUCCAAUAAAAUGGGGAAGACAGCUGGUGGGAGAUCAGCAAAAAAUCCUUCUAAAUCACAAAAUCAACAAGGGCCUUCUAGCAAAAAGAAGGGAUCAGAUGAACAAGGAAAAAAACAAGGUCAAAAAAGACAGGUCCCUCAGAAAGGCAAAGGGGGAGUAAAGGAACUGAAGGACUCUUCCCCUGCAGGAGAAAAUGGUUCUUCAAAAAAAAUGAAGCUGUCCAGUACUGCAAUAAGAUCUUGGCAACCUCUCUCAGAGAACAGCAGGCUCUUCCUGGAAAAUAUAGUGGAUUCAGUAGUACUAUCUGUUUUGUCCCAACAGAGGGAGGGAAAAGAUGAUGUUCAGAAGCACCUCAAUGUACUGAAAAACAGGGUGCUGAAAAGUUUCAAGACUUUAAAUGUGCCUCCAGGGAAGCUGGGCAACCUGAAGAAUAUCCUGGGCCUUCAAAUGGCAGAGAAACAAAUGCUUGAGACAAAUGAGGAGUCUUUGGUACAACUGCAGGAAGAAAUAAAUGAAGCAGAGAGAUCAGCAGAGCGCAUUGAGGAAAAUAUACAGCAGCUGAAGUACAAAAUCCAGGUGCUCAAAAACCAGUUAGAGAAAGAUGAAAAAGAGGCCAGGAAGGUAUUCCAGGAAAAUGGCAGUGGAGCACUCCAGCUUCCAGAACUCCCCAAGCGCAGUUUUCAGGCACCCACUUUGCAGGAGGAAAUUCUGAAGGUAAAGAAUCAGAAGGACCUUUUAAGGGAUAUGAAUGCUAUUCAGCAGUCAGCUGACUUGAAGAACUUGUUAACCCUUACUGAAAAGGCCUAUGAGAAGGUGGAUUUGCUUUGAGAAAUCAAAAUAUGUGGAGUCUCCAUGCUGAGUUUGGAUGGAAUCUGCUUUCUUCCUAAUGGCCUUCCUCUUGUGACUGCUGCAUUUCUGUUAAAACAUUUUCUAUUAACAUUGGUAUAUAAAUUUGUAGAUACA